AUGGUUUACAGAUACAGGGGAGUGACUGCUAAGACAGCGAACCAUACAAAAGGCUCAGCGAUUGGCAUUGCUAUAAUAUUACAUUCCUGUGUGUGUGUCAUUACUGAUCUGGGAUUCGGAGAGCCAGAAACAUUCUCUUUGCAGUGAGGACAACGCAAGAAUAUUUUCCACUUCUAGACAUGGGAUUUGGCUGCAUCCAGGUGUUUGUCCUAGGCCUGUUUACUGGGGCAGUUCUCGGGACAGCACCAGAGGAUGAGAGACCGCUGGUGGGCACGCAGUACGGAAAACUACGGGGGGUUACGGUGACCAUAAAAGAAACAUCUAGAACAGUGGAUGCAUUUUUUGGAAUCCCCUUUGCAAAGCCACCACUAAGAUUUGCAAGUCCGGAACCUCCAGUGCCCUGGGACUCUAUCAGAGAUGCCUCGGAAUACCCUCCAGUGUGUAUACAGCAGAAAGAUUCUAUAGAAGGAUGGAUAGCACAUUAUAAUACUCCAUUUCAGUUGCCCCGAGUUUCAGAAGACUGCCUGUACCUGAACGUCUUCACACCAAGCGACAGAGCCAGGAAUGCGCCACUGCCUGUGAUGGUCUUCAUACACGGCGGAGGAUUGGUGACCGGAUUAGCCAGCAUGUAUGAUGGGUCUGCGCUCAGCUCAUAUGAAGAUGUCGUAUUUGUGUCUAUACAGUACAGGCUGGGAAUCCUGGGCUUCUUCAGCACAGGGGACGGCCAAUUACACGGCAAUUAUGGACUACUCGACCAAGUUGCCGCCCUCCAGUGGAUACAGGAAAACAUUGCAGAUUUCGGAGGUGACCCCCAGUCUGUCACUAUAUUCGGUGAAUCAGCCGGUGGAGCAAGCGUCUCAGCUCAUGUGUUGUCGCCUCUGUCUAAGGGCCUGUUCCACAGAGCCAUCGCUGAGAGUGGGGUCAUGACCAUGUCUGCUUUAGUGGUCAGCAAGGAUGAAGACCUCAUUGUCUAUAGAAAUAUAGUGGCUCAUUUAUCAGGCUGUGACCCGGCCUCGGUGGCAGAGUGUCUGAAGAGGAAAUCAGAGCAGGAGAUUCUCUCCGUGACAGCACUAAUGGGAUUCCUGCCAUUGCCUGUUUGUGUGGACGGCGUCUUUUUACCCAAACCAGCAGAAGAGAUUUUGGCCGACAAGGAAAGCAAUAAGGUCCCAUUACUUCUCGGAGUGAACAACCAGGAGUUUGGCUGGAUACUGCCUCAGCUAUUGAAUGUGACGCUAAUAACAGAAGAAAUACACAGAGAAUUGCUGCCGUUGGCACUUGGAACUAUUCCUAUACUGGGUUUGGACGCCAGUGGCAUUCCUUUUGUUAUGGAUGAGUACUUUGGCGGCACAAAGGAUCCAUCUGAGCUCCGUGACCAGUUGAUUGACGCGUGCGGAGAUGUGUUAAUGGUUAUACCUGUGCUCAAGGCUGCAAAAUACCAUCGAGAUUCUGGCCUCCCCGUCUACUUUUAUGAAUUCCAGCACCGGUCGUCAAUGUUUCAGGACACGAAACCAGACUAUGUGAAAGCCGAUCACACGGACGAGCUCAUUUAUGUGAUGGGAGGUCCUUAUCUGAGGAACGGUGUGGUGUUCGCUGGCGACGCUACUGAUGAAGAAAAAGCCCUGAGCAGAACAAUUAUGAGAUACUGGGCAAACUUUGCCCGUAAUGGCGAUCCGAAUGGGCCGGGCCUGGCAGAAUGGCCGCUGUACAACAUAGAUGAAGAGUAUCUGGAAAUUAACAAGAAACAGAAAACAUCUAAGAGGCUAAAGGAGGACAAGUUUAAAUUCUGGACCGAGAUCCUUAAUGAGAAAAUCCGAGCACUGUCGGGGGAAAGAGGAGACCAUACAGAACUGUAAAUCUCUCCAUGAUCCUCAUCUAUCUGUAUUAUAAUAUGGAAUGCUUUUAAAGUGAAACUGUUAUCAUAACUCGUUCACUGCUAAGGAUGAGUGGGACUUGUCCUAAGCACUACAAGGAUUCAAAUAAUAUGGUAAACUAAGCUAAUAGCAGAGGAAACUAAACUUUUCCCUCUUAUAGUUGCUGUCGGUCAGAUCUGGUAGGGGAGGGACUUCAUGAUGUCAUUGCAUCAGGGAUGUGAUUACAUCACAUCUCCUCCAGAUCAUGAAAAGUCAUGAUCUGUAGGAAAGAGCAUUAGAAGUGAAAAGAAGUGAAAGAAGAGGGUCUCCUCUUUUACAGGCUGUGACUGCUGAGAUGUUAUUCUCGGGAGAUCACGUGUGAUAACCAGAGAACAUCCCUACACUGCAGAGAUCAUUAUGAAGUCCUGGGAUGGGGAAUUAUAGAGUCCAGAUUUUGCACAUUCUGACAUCAAUAAACGCGCAUUUGAUGCAGUAA
Messenger RNA from Pseudophryne corroboree (corroboree frog), 2346 nucleotides. Its product is annotated as fatty acyl-CoA hydrolase precursor, medium chain-like. NCBI's taxonomy places the organism in Eukaryota, Metazoa, Chordata, Amphibia, Anura, Myobatrachidae. Bases 180 to 1853 code for a protein of 557 amino acids. The record is from RefSeq and is a predicted model, not a curated record. The transcript is spliced from 13 exons.